Mesorhabditis belari is the source of this 630-nucleotide messenger RNA. The record is from the annotation of a GenBank genome assembly. NCBI's taxonomy places the organism in Eukaryota, Metazoa, Nematoda, Chromadorea, Rhabditida, Rhabditidae.
AUGGGAAAAAUCGCAAAGUUGGAGGCUGAUUUGGUUGACGGAAGGGAAAGAGAUCGAGAAUUGGAAAGGAAAAUCGCCGAGACGAAAAGGAAGAACGACGAUCUCGAAGCACAAUUAAGCGAGCAAAAUACGGAAGUGAGAGACGGAAAAGCCAAGAUUGGGGAGCUCGAAGGGAAAAUUACCGCGUUGCAGAGCAAAAACUUUGAUCUCGAAACCCAAAUAGAUCGUACGAUGACUUUCUUGGAUCUGGAUGGAUGGUCGUAUUUGGCAAAAACCGCUUCUUGGUACAAGGUUAUCGAUCAAGGAAUGACAUUUGAUGAAGCCGAGGCAUAUUGUGCGAGUCGAAAGAGCCAUUUAGUCUCCAUUCACAGUCAGGAAGAGAACGAUUUUGUUUGGGAACUCGCGAAAACUGUUGAUUCCUUGAAUUGGUUCUGGAUCGGAUUGAAGAGAAAUCCGAACAAAGGAAAUGCUUUUGAAUGGACGGAUGGAAGUUCAGUGGAUUACAUGAAUUGGAGAUCGGGAGAGCCGGAUUCGAGAGACCACGCUGCGCUUUGGAGCCACAAUGGGCAAUGGAGGGUCUGGUCUCCUACCGAUCAGCGUCCUUUUAUCUGCGGAAGGAGCUCUGAAUUC